GUAUAUCGCAUCUCCCGAGUCUCAUUAAAUUCCGGUUGAUUGCGGUACAAUGGGCGUUUGAUCGCGUAAAUGUCUAAUCUUUGUGGAGCUUUUUAUUCUAUAAAUGAAUAUUGUUGAAGAACUCAAGUUACUGAAGGUUUCCAUAAUUUUCGUGAAUAUUUUUAAAGCAUGAUAUCAAUCUACGGUCUCCCAUCAACGUCGCGUUUCUGUUGCGAUUCAUUAAGUGAUAUUUAAGGGAGCAGAUUCAGUGCACUUUUUGACGGUUAGGUUUUAUAAUCGCAGAAAUGGCGGAUAAGGCCAUUAUGAAGCAAAUUGCUGAGCAAAAGCUGAAGGCAUUUUCCAUUGGUACAAUGGGAAAGAGACCUUUGAGUAAGAAGGAACUUGAGGAACAACGAAAGAAAGAACAGGAACAAGCUGCUGCUCAGGCCUUUGAAGAGUUUGUUGCUACAUUUCAAGAAACACCGAACAAAACAACAAGCAAAGUCUGGGUCAAAGCAGGAACAUAUGAUGCAGGCAAAAGACAGGAGGAUACAAGAGAAAAGGGGAAGCUUUACAAGCCUCAGUCCAAAAUUUCUGAGCUUGUGGAUAGUCGAUCGUCUGCUGAGCAAGCUCAGGAAUAUGCAAGGCUUCUUGGUUCAAACGAGCGGAAGCUUGAUCGACUGGGAAAGAAAAAGAAGGAAGGUGAAAAGAAGAAGAGCAAUCUGGAACUCUUCAAAGAAGAAUUGAAGAUGAUUCAAGAAGAGCGGGAAGAAAGGCACAAAUACAAAGGGGUUGUUAAAACUGUCAUUUCAACACAGUCCGAAGAUCCUAUGAUGGCUGCUCUGAAAUGUGUUGAAGAUGGGUCCUUUGACAAUGGUGACCCUAAUACCACAAAUUUAUACCUGGGAAAUUUGAAUCCAAAGAUAACAGAACAACAAUUGAUGGAAAUAUUUGGCAAAUUCGGACCAUUGGCGAGUAUAAAAAUUAUGUGGCCCCGUAGCGACGAAGAAAAAGCUAGACAAAGGAAUUGUGGUUUUGUGGCAUUCAUGAGUCGGAAAGAUGGUGAAAGGGCUUUGAAGAACCUUAACGGUCGCGACAUAAUGCAGUACGAAAUGAAACUCGGUUGGGGAAAGAGCGUGCCAAUACCGCCAUAUCCAAUUUACAUUCCGCCGGCUCUGAUGGAAAUCACGCAGCCACCACCUCCUUCAGGUCUUCCAUUUAAUGCCCAGCCGCAUCGCCGCGACAGACACAAGAUACCACGUAUCCGCAACCUCCAGAGCGCGGACCCCCAGGAGAAGGAAAACUUUGAAAAGAUUUUGCAGAAUGCCGUUGUCAAAGUGGUUAUUCCGACGGAAAGGAACUUAGUCAUGUUGAUACAUAGAAUGGUGGAAUUCGUCAUUCGCGAAGGCCCAAUGUUCGAGGCGAUGAUCAUGAACCGCGAGCUUAACAAUCCCAUGUUUAGAUUCUUGUUUGAGAACUACUCGCCUGCCCACACUUACUACCGAUGGAAAUUGUAUUCGAUUCUGCAAGGGGAUGGCCAGAAAGAAUGGCGAAUCGAGGAUUUCAGGAUGUUUAAGGGUGGAAGUGUUUGGAGGCCUCCGCCUAUUAAUCCGUGGACGCAGGGGAUGCCUGAUGAAUUAAUAGAAUUGGAGGAACGACAGGAGCCUAGGAGGGGUAGCUUAUCAAACAGUCAAAGAGAUCGUCUGGAAGAUCUCUUAAGAAAUAUUUCUCCGGAACGGAUAAAAGUUGCCGAAACGAUGGUCUUUUGCAUCGAACACGCGGAGGCAGCCGAAGAAAUUUGCGAUUGUAUUUCAGAGUCCCUUGGCAUUUUGCAAACUCCGGCCAACAAGAAAAUUGCUCGGCUCUACCUGAUAUCCGAUAUUUUGCACAAUUGUGGAGUCAAGGUGACCAAUGCGACCAUCUACCGGAAAGCAUUUGAGACCAGGUUACUUGAUAUAUUCAAUGAAGUCCAUCAAGCUUAUAAGCAAUUUGACAGCAGACUUAAAGCUGAGGGCUUUAAGGUUCGUGUGAUGAGGAUGUUUCGAGCUUGGGAGGACUGGGCUGUUUAUCCUAGAGAGUUUCUCGUUAAGCUACAGAAUGCAUUCCUGGGCCUUGUUAUGAUGGAUGAACCAGAGCCGGAGAAUGAUGAAGAUAUAGAUGGAGCACCCUUGUCCGAUGUGGAUGGUGAUGCUGGUGAAGAUUUAGAUGGAGUUCCAUUGGAUGGAGCAGCUCUUCUCAAAGGAGCUAUGAAGCAUGGUUUAACUCCGCAGCUGACAACUAAUUAUGAUGAUAUCGAUGGAGUGCCAAUGGAUGAAGAUAUCGAUGGGAUACCUAUGGAUGACGAUGAUAACAUGGGUACGCUCAAUAAGGAGGAUGACAAGAAGCCAUCGAUGCCUGCAGGUUUUGUACCUUCAAGAUGGGAAACUGUUGAUCCUGAUCAGGUUGAGGCCCAGGCAAUGACUACUAGCAAGUGGGAAGAAUUGGGUCAAAAUGAUGACUCCAAUUCACAGGAUGCCAGUAUGGAUUCCAGUGGUCGCGAUUACAAUGAGGAGAGACGUAACAGGCUACGUGAAAUCGAAGUGAAGACAAUGCAAUAUCAAGAUGAACUAGAGAGUGGUCGAAGGACUCUAAAAUCUGGAAUGACAAUUCAAGGUCAAGUUGAGCAUUAUCGAAAAAAGCUUAUCAGAAAGUACGCCCUGCAAUCAGAAAGGGAUUUAAAAGAUCUGAAGAACGAUGAUCGUGACGAUGAUCGAAGAAGAGAGAAGAAGCACAGCACAACACCGGAAUCACCAGGACAUCACAGAGAUCGGAGGCGAAACUCACCAAGCCCGCCAUCGAAGAGUAGCAGUAGAUACAGAUCUCGAAGUAGGUCACCGCGUAGCAAGCGUCCUCGAUCACGUUCGCCGUACAAGAAACGUGCACCAGUAACUCCAUCGCCGCCACGCAUCCGACGAACACCAUCGCCACAAUUUUCAUCGUCAAGAAUGAAUCGGCGAUCACCCGUUAGUGAACGAGGUGAUAGGAAACGACGUGCAAGAUCCCCAUCGCUAUCACCACCACCUCCUCCUAGAACCUCGACUUCUAAGCACAGAGCGAAUAGUCCUCCUUCGCCAUCUCCCAGGAAGCACAGGCACAAGCACAAAUACUGAUUAGUUAUUGAAUCCUUCUGUCCUUUUGCAAGUUUCUGCGAGUUUCUAAAACGAGAUCACCUAACUUAAAUAUUGACUACGCUCGGGAAGUUUCCAAUCGAUCAUAUUUACAUGAGACUAUUGAACUCGCUGAAUAAUAUUUUUUUUUUUUUAAUUCGAAUAUGACAAUUUGCGAAACUGAUAGAUACUUGCACAUAUUUUUUUCUGAGUGCAGUUCAAUUCAUGAGACAGUUUUGAAUACUUUUAAGUAUCCAUUUUGGUCCAUUUGAUGCACGAAAUUAUAGAGAUACUGCUGGGGCGAGAUUCCGAUCUUUCGUUUGGAAUUAACGUAAAGUUAUUACAUCCUUUGCUCAUAUCCAUUCAUUUUUCACGCGGAAGUAUCAUGUUUGAAAAUGGCUGAAACGUUUGGAAAUAUUAAGAAAUUAGAUGGACUUGUAUAAUUGUGAUUUAGAAAAGAACUUUGAGUCUUUUUCACAAUUUUGUUUUGAUAGAAGACAAGCCAAUACUCUGUGUUUUAUAAAAUUAAUCUACAUCGAUAUGUGCAGUAUUUACGAAAAUAGUUGAACGUUUAUCAUAUUAGUUUUUUAAAUUAGCUGAAAGAAUGGAUAUUCUGUCUUUUUCUAGCAAGUCGUAAAUCCAUUAAGAGAAUCCUUUGCCUGAUUUUUCCAAAAUUAUUAUUGUACAUAGAUUGGAGUUUAUCGGCAAAGGAUUUUAAUUCUAAUCUAUUGUUUUUUUUUUUCCAAUCAUGACGCGAGCUCGAUAUUUAGGGAGUGUUUCCAAAUGAAACGGUCCGCAUUUUGUGUUCACGCGUAUCAAAAGUCAUGUAAACUGGAUCGUUGUAAAAAUAUGAUGGAAAUAAAUUAAAAUCUAGAAAUUC
This is a messenger RNA of Cephus cinctus (wheat stem sawfly), 4005 nucleotides long. RefSeq names its product U2 snRNP-associated SURP motif-containing protein. The transcript has 20 exons. Lineage: Eukaryota; Metazoa; Arthropoda; Insecta; Hymenoptera; Cephidae. The record is from RefSeq and is a predicted model, not a curated record. Gene Ontology annotation, molecular function: RNA binding. The coding region runs from base 285 to 3128 and encodes 947 amino acids. Gene Ontology annotation, biological process: RNA processing. Gene Ontology annotation, cellular component: nucleus.